AUGUCUGGUUAUGUCACACUUGGUGGUGGCGACUUCCGUUCAACAACUAUCAGUUCCCGUAACCACACGGCCACCCCAGAUGGCUCUGUGUCCAACCCUAGCUCCAUAUCGAUUGACAAGGAUAGGAUAGCUGUCGGCCUAGUACGCGAAGGGUUUGCUAUGGAAUACAGAUUUAUCUCCUACUACAAUUACUACUAUGUUAUCCAGGGCAUGCUCAACGGUGGCUCGGCCCUGUAG
This is a messenger RNA of Perkinsus marinus ATCC 50983, 237 nucleotides long. RefSeq lists its product as hypothetical. The transcript is spliced from 3 exons. Lineage: Eukaryota; Perkinsozoa; Perkinsida; Perkinsidae. The record is from RefSeq and is a predicted model, not a curated record. The coding region runs from base 1 to 237 and encodes 78 amino acids.